AUGAUUGAGGACAUUUGUCAGAGUGGAGUGGUGGAGGAGACGAAAGAAAAGGCCGUCCAUGGAGUAGAGGGUCAAGAACUGGUUUAUCCUAAAAGGCUGCCUGUGAUAGAGAAGCGAGAUGUUUGGCACACUCAUGAUUAUGACCUACAGGAAACUUAUGACAACGAAUUUAUAUAUGAAAUAAGUCUAAGUAAAAAAACCUUCAUACUUCACCUUUUAAGAUCAAGGGAGUUCCUAGCCUCAAAUUAUAGUGAAACAUACUACACAAUAAACGGAGAGGAAAUCACCAGCCAUCCUCAGGUUAAGGAUCACUGUUUUUACCAAGGAUCCAUUAUACAUGAAUAUGAUUCUGCUGCCAGUAUCAGCACAUGUAACGGUCUCAGGUAA
Molecule: messenger RNA, 387 nt
Organism: Myotis davidii
Lineage: Eukaryota; Metazoa; Chordata; Mammalia; Chiroptera; Vespertilionidae
Product: disintegrin and metalloproteinase domain-containing protein 7
Exons: 5
Coding region: 1-387 (128 amino acids)
Cellular component (GO): plasma membrane
Molecular function (GO): metallopeptidase activity; endopeptidase activity
Source: RefSeq, a predicted model, not a curated record